This is a messenger RNA of Cryptomeria japonica (Japanese cedar), 6071 nucleotides long. Its product is annotated as probable phospholipid-transporting ATPase 4. Gene Ontology annotation, cellular component: plasma membrane. The record is from RefSeq and is a predicted model, not a curated record. Gene Ontology annotation, biological process: phospholipid translocation. Bases 1905 to 5744 code for a protein of 1279 amino acids. Gene Ontology annotation, molecular function: ATPase-coupled intramembrane lipid carrier activity; ATP hydrolysis activity; ATP binding. The transcript is spliced from 13 exons. Lineage: Eukaryota; Viridiplantae; Streptophyta; Pinopsida; Cupressales; Cupressaceae.
AUCGCCUGCAGAAAAAAAUAAAUUAAAAAUUAUGUUGCUGACAAAUCGGUUGCAGAGUAAGCAAAACAAAAUGUGGAUUUUCAAUUGUACAAUCGUCUGUAGACAAAAUAGAGCAAACGUGAAAAAAUUAUGGUAGAUCAGAGGAGAAAAAUAGGUGAAUUAUGUAAAUAUUGGUAGUCAAUCGGCUGCAGAGAUAAAAGACAGCAAAUUGCGGAAAUAUUGAUGUAAAGAUUUCUAAAAUAUUGAUAAUUCGUCGGCAAAAUAGUCAAAAGAGUAUUAAUUAUUCGUUGGAGUAACAAAAGACAGCAAAUUGUGAAGAUUUUUUUUGUAAAUAUUGAUGACAAAUCGGCUGAAGACAAAAAUUAGUCCUGCUCACCCCUAACCUAUCGAAAGAAUUGCAGGGGAAUGGAAAAACAGAAUGAACUGUAAAAAUAUCGAUGUGAACAUUCAUAGCUUCAGAAAACACACGGUAUAUUAUGAAAAUUUGGACGCUAAUAUUGGCAAUAAAACAAAAUGUGAAAAACUGGUUGUAAAUAUUGAAAAUAAAUGGCAUGCAGGAAAAUCAUUACAAAUUAUGAAAAACUUAUGUGAACACUUGUGAUAUAUCUGCUGCUCAAAUUGUGAUUUUUUUUUGGAUGUACACAUUGACUAUCUGCCGGUUGGCAGAAAAAAACAGGGAGCAAGUUCUGAGUGAAGUAAAUUAUAAAAAUAUCGAUGUCAAUAUUGAGCAAAUAAAUAGGCCAUUUUUGGGGUGAAAUCAAAUAGGAAUUCAAAGAGCUUUUCUUAUGUGAACAUCGUCAAACAAAUAGUGAAAAAAUUAAUUCUCUAGAAGACACCUCACUGAAAGUGUUGGAUUAAGAACGGAAAGUAGUUAUCCAAAAAUAUCGUGCAAGUGGAGAGAUCUGAAACAUCAAAAACAAAUUCUUCUAAGCAAUUCAAUCCAGGACAAUCUAGCACAAUUUUACACUGCAAAUAAGCUAAGCCCAAAUCGAAGUGAAAAGUUCAAUUUGGACUGCAGAAUCAUAAAACAAAAUCACGUUCAGGUAUGCUCGGCAAGAAAAUUGUUUUAAUCAUUCGUUCCAGAUAUUGCUAAAAAAACUGUGAAGCCACACACGCACACAUACACGAAAAAGAAAAAUAUAUAUUGAUGCUUUUGGGGAAGAAUUUGCAAAAGUAAGUGUAAGCAUAUGUUAAUGGAUUAGAAUAAUGAAAUACUAAGGUCAAGGGUUGGUCUUGAAACUGGAUUGUUGCAAAGAAUCUCUUUAAACACAAAUAUUUGGCAGAAACAACAACAGAAGCAAAAGCUGUUCUAUGAACGAAGUAAAAUAAAUCGUGAAAAGAUCGUCUUGGGGAAUGUAACUAUGGAAAAGUAUAAUUUGAGUUUCAGGUCUUUUCAUCUUCUUAGCCUCGGCUAUUCUCCUUAUAACAUUAUUAGACCGAGUCUUAGAGAUAUUCUUCAGAUUGGCAGAUGACUAAUUCUUCCGAUUCUACAGGGCUGAUCUGGAGCUGGAUUGUGUAAAGAACCACUCUACGUGAAUUUUGACAUACUGACGCAAAACACGAUUCUCUGAUCAAGGUGAAAUAAAUAAUGAUGCAAAUGAUCAUCUCAUAGAGCAUAUAUUUACGAGAUUAAAGCAUCAGAAAGGAGGAGAGAUGCUGAAAUCAUGAAAAAUUGAUCCAUUGGUUACAUUUGUAAUACUGAGAUAAAAUCAACCACGGCCAAGGAAGAACCUAGAUUUUUGCAAAACAUUUGGAUCCGAAACUGGCAUUCAGACAUUCAAUUUUCAAAAUUCAAAGCAAUCCAUGCAUUGUAGCUAGAAUAUUGUGCCUUAAAGCUGCCAAUUUCAGAGUCUAGCCAGAACUAAGUGCAGAUUAUUUGCAAUUGAAAUUAGAGGUUUACAAAUAUGCCCCAAAAUGCAAGAAACAAAAGAAAGCUCAACUGGAGCAAGCUCUAUUCUUUCAAAAAUUGUUUAAAAAGUUCAAAAGAAUCCUAUCCUCCUCAACUUCUAGAAGGUCCUGGUUUCUCUCGUGUUGUUUACUGCAACAAUCCAGACCUACACAGGAAAAAGCCUCUCAAGUACCCUUCAAACUAUGUCUCUACCACUAAAUAUACUGUUAUUUCCUUUCUGCCAAAAGCUCUUUUUGAACAGUUCCGGAGAGUUGCAAAUCUUUAUUUUCUUUUUGCUGCCGCACUCUCAGUCACACCAUCAUUGAGUCCAGUUUCACCUAUAAGUACAAUUGCUCCUCUGGCAUUUGUGGUUGGAUUGAGUAUGCUAAAGGAGGGCAUCGAAGACUUUCGCAGGUUUCUACAGGACAAGAAGGUUAACUCUAGAAAGGUGAAGACAAGGAAAGAGAAUGGAUCCUUUGAUUUGAAACCAUGGGAAAAGGUUCAAGUUGGAGAGGUGGUGAAGAUCGAGAAAGAUGAAUUCUUUCCAGCUGAUUUACUAUUGUUGUCAUCCAGCUAUGAUGAUGGAAUCUGUUAUGUUGAGACCAUGAAUCUAGAUGGAGAAACAAAUUUGAAGGUCAAGCGAUGUUUGGAAUUCACUCUUGGCCUGGAUAAAGAGAAUGAAUUUGACCACUUCAAUGCAGUUAUAAAAUGUGAAGAUCCUAACCCAAGUCUCUACACUUUUGUGGGCAAUUUAGAAUUCCAUGAUCAGGUUUAUGCCCUUGGCCCUGAACAGGUGCUUCUUAGAGAUUCAAAACUCAGGAAUACUCAAUACAUUUAUGGUGUUGUGAUUUUCAGUGGUUUUGACACCAAAGUGACGAAAAAUUCUACACAGUCUCCCUCCAAGAGAAGUCGCAUUGAGCAUAAAAUUGAUCGUAUAAUAUAUCUCCUCUUCACAGUGCUUCUCUUAAUCUCUUUGAUCACUGCUUUGGGUUUUUCUUUGUUGACAAAAUUUGAAAUGCUUGACUGGGAGUAUCUAGAGCCAGAAAAUACUUCAUCUUUCUUUGAUCCAAAGAACUCCACAAGGUCUGGUCUUCUUAUGCUGAUAACUUCUCUUAUACUCUAUGGAUAUCUUAUCCCUAUAUCACUGUAUGUUUCCCUAGAAAUUGUAAAAGUGCUGCAGGCAGUGUUCAUCAACCAAGACAUUCAAAUGUAUGAUGAAGGAACAAGCAGCGCUGCACAAGCUCGAACAUCAAAUCUGAAUGAGGAGCUUGGUCAAAUAGAUACUAUCCUUUCAGACAAAACAGGAACACUUACCUGCAACCAAAUGGAUUUCCUCAAGUGUUCUAUAGCUGGAACUUCUUAUGGCGAUGGAGCCACUGAUAUUGAAAUUGCUGCAGUAAAGCGGAUAGAAAGCAAGAGAGAGAAUCCUUCAGAUAUAUCAGAUUCAUCAAGAAUCGACCCAAAUAUCCUAAGUUCUAAGUCUAAGAGUUUCUCAACUGGCACCUCAGAAUUUAACUAUUCAAAUAUUAACGCAACAAGCAUAGAAUUAUCUCAAGUCCAUGUUGAAAGCAAAAGUCUGGAUGCUUCUGACAUUGGAGUGUUGACUGGUGGUACAGACUGGACCCAAAAGGACAAGCAACAUGGCAUCAAGGGCUUCAACUUCAAUGACCAACGUCUCAUGAAUGGACAAUGGAUGAAUGGGCUACACGAGGAUAUGAAAUUAAUGUUCUUUCGCAUAUUAGCAGUAUGCCAUACAGUUGUUCCAGAGAAAGAUGAAGAAAGUGGUAAAAUCAAAUAUGAAGCAGAGUCUCCUGAUGAGGCAGCUUUUGUGAUAGCUGCUAGGGAAUUUGGAUUUGAAUUCUUUCAACGAACGCAAUCCACAGUGUCUGUAAUAGAGUUGGAUCCUUCUUCUGAAAGAAAGGUGCAAAGGGGAUACAAAUUACUCAAUCUCCUGGAAUUCAAUAGCACUCGCAAACGAAUGUCUGUCAUAGUUAGUGAUGAGGAAGGGCAGAUAUUUCUUCUGUGCAAAGGUGCAGACAGUGUAAUCUUUGAUCGGUUAGGGGAGAAUGGCAGACAGUAUGAAAAUGCCACUAGAACUCAUCUUGCCAAAUAUAGUGAAGAAGGAUUGCGAACACUUGCAUUUGCAUACCGAAAACUUGAAACAACUGAAUAUUUGGAAUGGAAUGCUGUAUUUACAAAGGCUAAAACAACAGUUGGGGCUGGAAGAGAGGCCUUAUUGGACAGUGCAUCUGAUUUAAUAGAAAAAGAUUUGGUUCUUAUUGGUGCUACAGCAGUUGAAGACAAGUUGCAGAAAGGGGUUCCAGGCUGCAUAGAUAAACUCGCACAAGCAGGCAUCAAGAUUUGGGUGCUAACUGGUGAUAAAGAGGAGACUGCAAUUAACAUAGGAUUUGCAUGCAGUUUGCUUCGGCAAGGAAUGAAACAAAUUUCUCUUUGUAUUAGAAAGAUAGACGAAUUCCAAGACCAAGAUGAUGUUAACAAGGCUUACAAAGAAGAUAUUCUAAGCAAAAUUCAAAAUGGUUUUGAAAUUGUAAGGCUAGAAUCAAAUAUUGAUGCUGCAUUUGCCUUGAUAAUUGAUGGAAAAUCACUGGCAUAUGCUUUGGAGGAUGACAUUAAAUAUAAAUUUCUGCAACUGGCCACAAACUGUGCAUCUGUCAUAUGCUGCCGAGUGUCUCCAAAACAAAAAGCUUUGGUUACAAAGCUUGUCAAAGAGAGCACUGGUAAAACCACACUUGCCAUUGGUGAUGGUGCAAAUGAUGUUGGAAUGAUUCAAGAAGCAGAUGUUGGUGUUGGUAUCAGUGGUGUGGAGGGAAUGCAGGCAGUCAUGGCUAGUGACUUUUCUAUUGCACAAUUCUGCUUUUUGGAGAGACUGCUAAUAGUCCAUGGGCACUGGUGCUACAAGAGGAUUGCAAAGAUGGUCUGCUAUUUUUUCUACAAAAAUGUAGCCUUUGGCCUCACACUUUUCUACUAUGAAACAUAUACAAGCUUCUCUGGACUUCCUAUAUAUGAUGACUGGUAUAUGACACUCUUCAAUGUUCUACUCACAUCUUUGCCAGUCAUAUCUUUGGGAGUAUUUGAGCAAGAUGUUCCAUCUGAAGUAUGUUUACAGUUUCCUGCUCUGUAUCAGCAGGGUCCUCGCAACAUUUUCUUCAGCUGGUCUCGUAUCAUUGGUUGGAUGGCAAAUGGAGUAUACACAUCUCUAAUAACAUUUUUUCUCAAUAUAUACAUCUACUAUGCUCAGGCAUUCCGUGCUCAAGGUGCCACAUCAGAUCCCUCAAACAUUGGAGCCACCAUGUACACAUGUAUCAUCUGGGCUGUCAAUUGCCAGAUUGCACUGCUAAUAGCCCACUUCACAUGGAUCCAACACCUAUUCAUCUGGGGUAGUAUAUUUACCUGGUAUGCAUUUUUAUAUGUAUAUGGAACUCUACCACCCACCGUGUCAAAUAAAGCAUUCCACGUCCUGACUGAUAUACUGGGGCCUGCCCCUAUUUAUUGGUUCAUUACACUCCUUGUAACCAUAACCUCUGUGCUUCCAUACUUUACGCACAUUACUUUACAAAGGAUGAUUAACCCUUUGGAUGAUCAUGUUAUUCAAGAGAUUAAGCAUUUCAAAAAGGAUAUUGAAGAUACAGAGAUGUGGUCUAGAGAACAAGAAAAGGCCAAGCAAAAGACUAAGGUUGGAUUUUCAGCUAGAGUAGAUGCUAAGAUCAAACAAUGGAAGGGACAGAUAGAUCACAAACGUAAGGCAAUUUAUAAUUCUGUUACAGACACCCCUUUAUUUUCUGGCACUAGUCCAUUUCGUACUAGGUUUUUUGGAAAGACAGGCUCAGUGUCAUAGCUACAAAAUUGGCUUGAAAUGCAUCCCUGAAUUGGGCUCCAUGCAUUUUUUUUGUGCCAGAUCAGCUCUAAAUUAUUUGAUGUUUAGCAUAAAUUCAUUUUAGAAUUAUUCUUUACUAGUAGAGUGCAACUGUUAUUCCGAAGGGCAGCAGCAUUGCAACUGUAUUAUUUGGGGUUCUAUAUGCAUAAUUGUGUGCUUGAGGACUCCUGUGAUAAAGAUUCGUACAUAAGAUUAAGUAAUGAAAGGUUACUAUCAUUUUCAUAGAAGAUACGAAACAAAUGUACACCCGACCAAUUAAUGUGGAAGAGAACUCAUGACUGUUUUCAA